AUGGGUCAGAAUUGUGUGCGCCCCUCCUCUCGAGAUUAUCGGGUCUCAUCAAAAGAGAGCAGCAGCAACUGCUGGCUGCCAGCCCACAACAACAAGAACAGCAACAACAACAACAACAGCAGCAGCAGCAGCAUUUCAGCUGCAUUAUCGCUGCAGCAGCAGCAGCAGCAGCAGCUCCUCCUUAGGGAGACCCUAGCAGGCAGCAGCAGGAAGUGGAGUGUAGCUUCGCCUUCACUUGUUUAUUGUAUUAUUAAUAAUAAAGCAGACAGACAUGCUGCAAUACUCUUCGACUGCAGGAGCCCAUGGGGGCCCCCAAACACUCAUAGGGGCCCCCAACAGGGGGCCCCCCAACAGGGGGCCCCCCAACAGGGGGCCCUUCAACAGGGGGCCCCCCAAAAGGGGGGCCCCCAAGGAGGGGACCCCCAACAGGGGGCCCUUAAGAAGGGCCUCCACAGGGGCCCCCUUAAGAGGCUCCACAGGGGCCCCCAAGGGGGGGGCCCCCAGGAGGGGGGCCCCCAGGAGGGGGGCCCCCAAGGGGGGGGGCCCCCUUUGGGUAAGCUGCAUUAUGCAGUUUGUCCGUGGAGGUGUUUAGGGGAUGUGGAGAUAGCUUUGAAAGAUUUUGAUGCUGCGCCUCCUUUGCUGCUGCUCAAACGCUCAGAACGGCCUGCGGUGUCUCGUUCUGCUGCAGCAAAUCCAGCAGCACGUAGCAGCGGCUUUGUUUGGCCUCGCAUGCGCAUGCAAACCCUCAAGCGCCUCAAGUCCUCCGUUGUGCAGCAGCAGCAGCAGCAGCAGCAAGAGCAGCAAGAGAAGCAAGAGAAGCAAGAGCAGCAAGAGCAGCAAGAGCAGCAGCAGCAGCAACAGCAGCAGCAGAAAGAGGACAGCGGCAGUAAGAAUCAUGAAGAAGCAGCACAAAUGCAGCAUAUGGAUACAGCAGCAUCAGUGGCUCAGCGUCGUCUGCAAGCUGAAAACUGUUGUGGCGGCCCUACAGAAAUCAUUGCACCCAACACCAAACUCAUGAAGGAUGUCCCUGCAAAGGAUUUCGCUCUGUUUAUUUCCGAUUGCCGCGUCGCCUUCGGAAACCCUCAGGCCCUCAAACACUUUAAUAUACAGCUGCCUUUCAUCGUCGACACCAAACACUUCCCGUAUAAACAAGCAGCGGCUCACGUUCUUGAGGCAUACCAACAAAACAAAUCUAUACUCUAUUAUAAAGUUCAACGUUCAGCGUCUAGGGGUCAGUAUUCAGUGUUUAGGGAUUAG
Messenger RNA from Eimeria acervulina, 1257 nucleotides. RefSeq lists its product as hypothetical. The record is from RefSeq and is a predicted model, not a curated record. NCBI's taxonomy places the organism in Eukaryota, Apicomplexa, Conoidasida, Eucoccidiorida, Eimeriidae. The coding region runs from base 1 to 1257 and encodes 418 amino acids. The transcript is spliced from 7 exons.